UGGACUCCCGUUCAACUUUCAACCAAAUACCUCCUACCAUCUCAGUUCAAGUUUGUAGUGCGUUGAGAAAGUUGGUGUCAAAAGUCCAUGAUAACAGCCAGUAAACAAAGUUUGUAGAAACCGUGUUGCCGUGGACAUUUUGUUAACAAAAUGUGUGAUACAACGAAUGCCUCGACGCAGAGCAUAGCGGACUAUUUAGCACAGUUACUCAAAGAUAGGAAACAACUCGCAGCCUUUCCGAACGUAUUCAUUCACGUCGAACGUCUUCUGGACGAAGAAAUUGCAAAAGUUCGAGCUAGUCUCUUUCAAAUAAAUGGAGUGAAGAAGGAACCUCUUAUUUUGCCAGACGCUGAUGGCCCUGUUACGACACUCACAGAAAAAGUAUAUGUGCCAGUUAAAGAGCAUCCAGAUUUUAAUUUCGUGGGAAGGAUUCUGGGGCCUCGAGGAAUGACAGCUAAACAGUUAGAACAAGAAACAGGCUGCAAAAUUAUGGUUAGAGGGAAGGGCUCGAUGAGAGACAAAAAGAAGGAGGAUCAAAACAGAGGAAAACCCAACUGGGAACACCUUUCAGAUGAUCUGCAUGUACUUUUAACAGUAGAAGAUACAGAAAAUAGAGCACAAAUUAAGUUACAAAGGGCAGUAGAAGAAGUAAAAAAAUUAUUAGUGCCACAAGCGGAUGGUGAAGACGAACUGAAGAAAAGACAGUUGAUGGAGCUUGCCAUAAUAAACGGAACGUAUAGGGAUUCUAGUUCUAAGGCCGUUUCGGCGACAGCAUGCGACGACGAAUGGAGGCGUGUGGCGGCGGCUGCGGCCGAAACACAACGAUUGCUGUCACCAGCUAUCCCCGGUCUAGCCACACCCCUUCGCACUCCCGCCACACCAUUAGGUGCUCCUCUAAUACUCUCGCCCCGUAUGUCAGUACCAACUACGGCAGCAUCCAUUCUUAAUGGUUCUGCCCCCCCAGGUUCCCUGUUGUCCCCCGGGGAUCCCCACGGCCUUAUAUACACACCAUAUGCAGACUACACGAAUUACGCCGCGUUGGCAGCGUCUCCCCUACUAACGGAGUAUGCAACGGCCGAUCAUUCUGGUGCAGCGGCAGUAGCUGCGAAACAGCGCAGGCAUUUGGGGCAAAUAAGGGAGCAUCCUUACCAAAGAGCUGGUGCUCUUUCAUAAACCGAAAAGGCUUGGAGUGCUAACCUGUCACCUGCGCCACUCCACUAACGGAAACACCGGACCAUCUGAGGUAGCGGUACGUCUAACAUUACAUCACUAACAUUUUAUUUCACUACGUCAUCGUGCACUGUGUACUAAAGGAAACGUAACUUUAAAAUUACCAUUUUGGAAGCAAUAACAUAACAAUGUGUUUGUUACGUUCUUAGCAAAAUUACACGGAACAUUAAAUCUCACUUUUCUGUUCAAAUACCUCGACAUAGAUCUGCACUAUAUUGCUAAAACGUCCGUAGAGUUUUGCUUGAGUUGUUUUUUCACGUGGCAUAUUUGAUAUGCCGAUGAAGAUCGUGGAUAUUGUCGGUAUCCAGUGGAUUACUAAUACUUGUUAUAAUUUUCUCUGUAAAGUACAAACUUAUUUGCGUGCCAAUAAUGUUUAAUCAUGCACAUGUAAAAAAUAAACAUUAUCGCUGUAGACAAUUAUAAUUUAGCCUGCAGGAAAAUUCUGUUAGGUGGCACCUAGUAUCGAGUAGUUGUUUUAAUUAAAACUGAACUUAGUUGAUUAGUACUUACUGAAUUUUCCUGUUCGAUUCGAUCAGUUUAAGAAACAUUUGCAAUGUAAGUUGACUAAGGUAGGUAUAUAUUAGUUACUUAAAACACAUGUUAUUUAUGGAAAGAUCGAACAAAUAUUUCAUGUUGAUAUUAUCUAAAGUAAUGAUGGACAACAAUCUGAUGAUUUUUUUUAUUAUAGUUGUAAAAUUAUUUUUAAAAUACAUCAUUUAAAGAGAUCGAUUUAAUUUUUAAAAAUUAUGAAACGCGGUGUUUUAUAUUAUUUAUUAUUAAUGUUAAGUUUCGCAAAGUAAGCAAUAAAAUCUGAAUUGUUAUGUGCGGAUGUCUCAUAUAUUUCCGUCCAAAUGAUUUUUCGUCGAUUAAGCAAUAAAAAAUAAACAUCAAAACAUACUCAUUUUUUUUUGUUGUUGUAACAGGGGUUGAAUUUUUCUCGUGUGCAAUAGUUUUACAUCAGUCAUGUGCAAUUUUAGAGAAUAUUUUAUGAAAUUGUUUUCGGACAUGAAUUGUUUUGCUGAGAGUACUUUAAAGAUUUUUUAAUUAUUAUAAAUAUUUACAUAAUGUUGUACUUAGAUUAGAGAUUAAUUUGGUUUCUCAGAGUUUUAACGGAUUGUAUAUUAAAACAGUAAUCAAUUAACAAAUUUCGGAAAUGUUGUUAAUUGACUUAUUUUUUUAAUAUGCAUUGUUUAUACUCUAUGCUAAAAUAUUUUAACAAAAUAAUAAAGGCAUUAAUGAGGUAGCUUAUCGAAUACCUAUUAAUUUUAUAUAAUUAUAUGUUAAAGUAGAUGUAAUUUAUGUGUCAUAUUAAUAAUAUUUAAUGUUAUUAAUUUUUGUUGUACUUCAUAUGCCAAUUUUCAGCCUAUUUUUGGCUGUUGAGAUUAUGGUAAUGUAUUAUUGUGCACCAGCAAUUUAAUAAAUUCAUUAACUAAACGUUUUCAAUGCUUUUUCAUUACUCUUAUUAACACUAAUGGUGUUACUGUGUGACAUCACUUUGUUAAUCAAAAUACUAACAAAUACAAUAAUUUCAUUUUCGAAGUCAUUUGACUUAUCCGCGUUCGUCACUUCUAGUUUUUAACUGAAGGUUGUUUUAUUUCUAAAGCAAUAGGUGCAAACUUCAGUUACAAAUUUUGUGAAACUUCAUCAGGUUACCAUGUGAAUAAGAAAAUUCUAGACAUUCUUAGAAAAAUUUUAUUAAAUUAAUAAAUCAGUUACGAUCAA
Molecule: messenger RNA, 2952 nt
Organism: Zophobas morio
Lineage: Eukaryota; Metazoa; Arthropoda; Insecta; Coleoptera; Tenebrionidae
Gene: how
Product: held out wings
Exons: 8
Coding region: 151-1173 (340 amino acids)
Biological process (GO): regulation of mRNA splicing, via spliceosome
Cellular component (GO): nucleus
Molecular function (GO): mRNA binding
Source: RefSeq, a predicted model, not a curated record